Molecule: messenger RNA, 1068 nt
Organism: Cylicostephanus goldi
Lineage: Eukaryota; Metazoa; Nematoda; Chromadorea; Rhabditida; Strongylidae
Source: the annotation of a GenBank genome assembly
AUGGCUGCCGACGAUGUCUCACAGACUUCGGAGCAGCAGCUGCGCACUCUUCAGUUCAAGGACAAAGUGUCUCUGCUCAACAAAGAAUUCAUACGGCAACUACAGGAAUGGUACAAGCAAUGCGCUCACUAUGAUUUUUCGAAUUCGGUCAAGUCUUAUUUGGAACAUAUGAAGAGGCUGGAUGAAAUGUAUUCUGGAAAGCCCUCGGUGAAAUCUGCGGAUAGUUCUGCAACUCCAGUAGCAUCGACAUCAACGCGGGUGAUAGCGAAGGCUAAACGUCGGUUAUCUAAUGCAGGAAAAGAUAGCGAAUUGAACGAUUCCGUUAAAGUCUCAACACCAGCUGGUGCUCCGCCUCGCUUCAGCUUGGGAGGAAACGUUUCGGUGAUCAAGCCAAAUCUGGACGCUACACUGACCGCAGCAACCCCUAAAGCAAAUGAUACAGCCGCCACAUCGGGAACGGCUACUGCUGCUGCAAGUGGUGCUGGUGGAGGAAGGAAAAGAGCAAUUCGUGGUGGCGGACCAAUGGGUGGAGCUGAAACUGUAGUAUUUCGCGGUACUGACUCAUCCAGUGUUUCUUCUGUGCAUGUGCCUCUUCCAACCACAACCUUACCGAAGCCAACACCAGGAUUUUGGUCUAGUCAGAAGAAGGAUGCUAAUGAGAAUGAGAGUGCGAAGCCAUUGAGCAGCGAAUCAAAUAACAAAGAGGAUUCCAAAAAAGAGCAGGACAAGAACUAUUUAACUGUUCCGACUGUAUCCUUUGGCAAUGGCAAACCAUUCUCCUUUGCUGCAGCAAAAGAUGAUAAGUCAGCAACUCCGGAGGGAUCUUCGGAUGAUAAAAAGAAGGCUGAUACCACGGAACCGGAGAAGAAAAAAACUGUUCCGACUGUAUCCUUCGGCAAUGGCAAACCAUUCUCCUUUGCUGCAGCAAAAGAUGAUAAGUCUGCAACCCCGGAGGGAUCCUCAGAUGAUAAAAAGAAGGCUGAUACUACGGAACCGGAGAAGAAGAAACCAUUAACUUUCCCUAGCUUCGGUGCGAAGAAAGAUGAAGAGACGUCCGAGAAAAAGUAA